Molecule: messenger RNA, 1234 nt
Organism: Hippopotamus amphibius kiboko
Lineage: Eukaryota; Metazoa; Chordata; Mammalia; Artiodactyla; Hippopotamidae
Gene: GPSM3
Product: G protein signaling modulator 3
Exons: 5
Coding region: 66-587 (173 amino acids)
Biological process (GO): regulation of inflammatory response
Molecular function (GO): GTPase regulator activity; protein binding
Source: RefSeq, a predicted model, not a curated record
ACAGAGAUUGUAUUUGCCCAAGAUUGCAAGGCAUUAAGUGGCAGAACCUGACCUCUUCAUAUUUCAUGUUCGGAGUCACUCAGCUAACACGACAGGGGAUGGAGGCUGAGAGACCCCAGGAAGAAGAGGAUGGUGAGCAGCAUCAGGGCCCCCAUCAGGAUGAGCAUGGCUGGCCCCCUGUGAACAGCAGCGCUCGGCCUUGGCGAUCUGCUCCUCCGUCCCCUCCUCCUCCAGGGUCCCGCCACACAGCCCUGGGGCCCCGCUCGGCCUCCCUGCUCUCCCUGCAGACUGAGCUCCUUCUGGACCUGGUGGCUGAGGCCCAGUCCCGCCGCCUAGAAGAGCAGAGGGCCACCUUCCAUCCCCCCCAGAACCCCCCAAGCCUAGGCCAAGCCCUGCCCCGGCCUCUUGAGGACAGAGAACAGCUCUACAGCACCAUCCUCAGUCACCAGUGCCAGCGGAUGGAAGCCCAGCGGUCAGAGCCUCCCCUACCCCCCGGGGGACAGGAGCUCCUGGAGUUGCUGCUGAGAGUGCAGGGUGGGGGUCGAAUGGAGGAGCAAAGGUCCCAGCCCCCCCCACACACCUGCUGAGACUUGAGCCCCCACCAGCCCCUCUGCACUCCUGGGGCUCAAAAGCUGGGCAGCCCACUGCAUGCCCUCAACCCUGCCAGGCAGGGGCACCAGAGACUGGAAGACUGAGCAGAAAUCUAAAUAUUCAUCGCCCUCAUCCAUCUUUGCUGGGAACUGGAGCGGGUGAAAGUCCUCAAACCCUGGGAAUAGUCAAGGUAGGAUGGACAUUUAACUCCCUCCAUGACCAAGUAUGUAGGAGCUUGAGGCUGUGAGAGGAUCCCAGCCACAGUGGGACACCUCACCCUCUCCUCUGCUCUCAGGGAGUGGCUGGGAGUCUGGGUCCUGAGCUGUGGGGACACCCCCAGUAGUCAAGCCACCAGGCGGGAUCUGAGGGCUCAGGCCUCCAUCUCCCAAAGGAAAGGCAAAUCUCCCAAGGUCUUGACCUGAGAGACAGUUCCACCCUCCUUCCCCGUAAGAAGACAGGAAGAGAGGGCACAGCAAAGACAUAAAGACUAUUCUCCCACCUCCAUCACCGGCACCCCCCAGCCCCUGGACUGAGGGGCCUACAGGCUGUGAAUGGACAUUCAGCCCUGCCCACCCUCCCUCCCCACUGCUGUUCUGAGCUGUCUGAUGUUUGACUAUAUGAAUAAAUAUAAUUCCCCUCUGGA